CGCAACAAUUUUCCUCCAGAAAAGAAGUUUUGAUUUCUGCGAGGUAAGGUACUUGUUCUGAUAUUGAUUGAUCAAUCCGAGUUCUCGGCGAUGCCAAACGAUUUUUAGCAAUCCACGCGAGGUAUGCUGCGCAUUGCGUCCACGACUGAUCAACGCUUUCUCCAUCGGUUAACUGCCACAGCCCACGGAUGAUGAGUUUGGCGGAUUGUCAUCUUCUUGGUCCAUAGGAGAGUUAGUUACAAGAAGAUGGGUUCCGUCGUGGGCACAGCGGCGAACGGCGUCGGCACGCUCAUCGGCAAUGCCUUCACCGCGCCCUUGAGGGCUGUCUUCAGCGCGUCCUGCGAGGGCGUUUGUUCGGGGACGUGGGAUGUGGCCUGCUUCCUGGAGCACUUGUGCGUCGCCAGUUUAGGCAGGCUGUUCAUGGUUCUGGUCCUCGUCUACAUCAUGCUCUUCUUCGUGUACCUCAUGUGCAAAGUAGGCAUCAUCCAGUGCGUGGCGAAGAACAGCUGCAAGAUGGCCGCGGCGGCAUGCUCGUCCUGCUGCCACGCGCUGACGGACACGUCCUGCUUCCUCUGGCGCAAGCUGCGUGACACGAAGCGCGUGUACCGCGGUCGUCGCCGCCGUCGGCCUCCGGACAUUGAACGGGGCUCCGCCGGCUCAAGCACGGACGAGGAGGAGGACUCGUACGAUAGUGAUCACGACCGUACUGGAAGGGGUGCAAGCAGAUGGAGAGUGGGGUCGUCGUCGGUGAGGGAGAGGAGGAAGGACAGGCUGCGGCAGUCGCUGCGCCUGAGGAGGCUGACCUCGAAAAAAGAGCAGUAUGCCAAGGUGAGAAGCCAUGGGAGCGGAAGGCACCAUCAGCACGGCCGUGUAGGCUUGGAUCGAACAGAGGUGCCGUCCACGUCGCUGCGUGUCCAUGGCUCGCCGAAGCGCAGAGCGCGGGCAUAGAUGAAAUACAUCCUUAAUACAUUAACAAGUGGAAUUGCACUGACGCCAUAUAGCCCCUAUAGCUCAGUGGUAGAGCGUCAGUCUUGUAAAC
This is a messenger RNA of Lolium perenne, 1039 nucleotides long. RefSeq lists its product as uncharacterized. The record is from RefSeq and is a predicted model, not a curated record. Lineage: Eukaryota; Viridiplantae; Streptophyta; Magnoliopsida; Poales; Poaceae.